Clonostachys byssicola is the source of this 2199-nucleotide messenger RNA. NCBI's taxonomy places the organism in Eukaryota, Fungi, Ascomycota, Sordariomycetes, Hypocreales, Bionectriaceae. The record is from the annotation of a GenBank genome assembly.
AUGAAAUUAGCCAAGCGUAAGCUGCCGGCCGAGAUCGAGGGCCAGCCCGUCUCUCUCCUCCCGGAGGACCCGGAGGACAUGUGGCACGCCUAUAACCUCAUCAGCACUGGCGACAUCAUCCACGGCCACACCAGCCGCAAGGUCGUGCGCAAAAACGAUGCGACCGAUCAAACAUCUGCCGAGCGAGUCCAUCUCGACCUCGCCAUCAAGGUUCGCGGCACGUCUUUCGACCCCAUCACCUCGAUCCUCCGUGUCACGGGUGCCGUCGUUACCGAGAACGAGCAUGCGCCCCUAGGCUCGCAGCACUCCAUCGAGGUCGAGCCUCACCGAGCCUUCACCAUCAUCAAGCCAGAGCCCGAAGGAUGGGACUCAGUUGCGACCGAGACACUCCGUGAGGCGCUCUCCGACGACAAGGAUGGCGCCCUUGCUGCCGUCGUCAUGCAGGAAGGCGUCGCCAAUAUCUGCCUCGUCACCCAGUUCCGUACCGUUCUUAAGACCAGGGUCGAGAGCGUCAUCCCCAAGAAGCGUGACACCUCCUCUGACCAGGAAGCCGGCAUGCGACGCUUCUACGAAAAGGUCCUGGCCUCUCUGCAGCGCGCCGUCGACUUCUCGCAAUCCCGUCCCCUCCUCCUGGCGAGCCCUGGCUUCGUCGCCAACGACUUUAAGAAUUUCAUCGCCGCCAAGGGUCGUGACAGCAACGAUAAGGUGCUCGCCAACGUCGCCAAGCUCGCCACAGUCGUGCACUCCAACACCGGUCACGUUCAUAGUCUGAACGAAGUGCUGAAGAGCCCCGAGGUUCUAGCAAAGAUGAAGGAUGUACGGUUCGCCAAGGAGGCUCUUUUGAUGGACAGCUUUUUUGAUAUGCUGAAGCUUGACGAUGGUCGGGCGUGGUACGGCUCCAAGGCCGUUGAGAAGGCGGUCGACGAGGGCGCCGUAGGGCCGGGCGGUGGAGCUCUCCUCAUCAACAACUCCCUGUUUCGAAGCCAGAAUCUCGCCGUACGCAAAAAGUACGUCGCGAUUGUAGAUAAGGUCAAGGCCGACGGGGGAGAGGCGCGCAUCCUCAGCAGUGACCACGAGAGCGGGCAGCGGUUAGGCAUGUUGGGUGAUAUCGCGGCAAUCCUCAACUACCCCAUGCACGACCUGGACGAGGAGGAGGAAGAGGAGGCGCAACCAGUUAUACCAAGGCAUCAUGAGGAUGACCCGGCUAUGUUAGACAGUUCUACGCAGGAUGGGAUCCAAACUUCGAAUCGACUCGACGGUCAAGCUCAACUCGGGCUAUCAUAUGCCCAUCUUGGGUUUUGGCGUGAGUACACCAUGCUGCCCUUCGUGAUCAUCAAGAUAGCUGACCACUCUCAAGGUAUACCAGACAAUAUCCUGUGGGAUUGGACUCACCAUCUCAGCCCUCGAGAAAAUGCCACGGAAAUCUGUACACUAGCCCUCAACGCCGGCUAUCGUCAUAUGGACUCUGCCACAGCCUACCGCAACCAAGGACCAUCAGCGGCAUCAAUCCCAGCAUCCGGGCUCCCCAGAGAAGACAUCUUCUUCACCACCAAGGUUCCCGUCAAAAAGAAGCCCCUCGGCUACGAUACCGUGUGCGCCCUCGUGGACGACGCCCUGAAGGAGACAAACCUCACAUACAUCGACCUCAUCCUCAUCCACUGGCCCUACGGGGGGCCCGAGGCCCGCAAGGGCGCGUGGAAGGCCCUCGUCGAGGCCGUGGAGGCGGGAAAAGUACGGUCCAUCGGCGUGUCGAACUACGGCGUGCACCACCUCGCGGAGCUGGAAGGUCACAUCAGGGAGCUCGAGGCCGAGCGGGGGGGUCCAGGAAGAGGAGGUGUCAUCUCAGUAGGCCAGUGGGAGCUGCACCCGUGGCUCACGCGACCAGACAUUGUGCAGUGGUGUCGGGAGCGGAGCAUCGCCGUCCAGGCGUACUGUCCCCUCGUGCGCGGGGAGCGCUGGGGGGACGCCAAGGUCGUGGCGAUGGGCAAGAAGUAUGGGAAGACGGAGGCGCAGAUCCUGCUGAGGUGGAGUAUUCAGCGCGGGUACGUGCCGCUUGUGAAGAGCGUGACGCCCUCGCGCAUCGUGGAAAACACCGGGCUGUUUGAUUUUGAGUUGACGGAUGCUGAGGUGGAGGACAUCAAGACGGAUGAGUACAAGCCCAUUGCGUGGGAUCCAGCUAUGGAGCCGUUAGAAAAGUAA